Molecule: messenger RNA, 837 nt
Organism: Durusdinium trenchii
Lineage: Eukaryota; Dinophyceae; Suessiales; Symbiodiniaceae
Source: the annotation of a GenBank genome assembly
AUGGCGACGCCCUCGACGCCCUCCUUCUCUACGCCAUUGAGUCGAGAGCGAUACUGGGGCAAGAUGAUUUGGUGGGUGGCCAGCGACCUUGGGAUUGACACUGUCACCACCGCGAGUGGAGCUUUCUUCUUCCAGCGCUUUUGUUUGGCUGAGCGGGAAGGCGACGUGGAUCAUCACCGCUUGGCCAUGGCUAGCCUUUGGCUGGCCACCAAAGUCAGGGAAGCUUCUUGCCGACUUCGAGACAUCGUCAAUGGUUUCGAGAUCUUCCUGCAGAAAGCUGAUGAGAAGGGUAUGCCCAUGGAAGCGUAUUGGUCUCUCAGAGAUGAAGUGGUGGUGCACGAGCAAGUCCUACUUCGCGGCCUGGGAUUCGAUGUGGAGCUGACCUCCGCCUAUGCUUCCCUCACAGAGUUUGCCUGGAUGUUAGGCAGUUGCGAAGGUGGUGUCCUCCAGUUGGCCUGGACGCUUCUGAAUGAUGCCUUUCGAUGUGAGCUUUGCGCCAUGGCCUCUCCCGAUCGCUUGGCCCUGGCAGCUCUACUCCUGAGCGUCGAGAUGAGCCGCCGGGUGCCCGAGCUGCAACUCCAAGCUCAAGCCUUGGCAGAGAGGUUGGAUCACCUGCUCCGUGAGCCGCGCUUGGAAGAGUUCCUGGGGCUGGGCCAGGAAGCCGAAGAGAUCGAGGACAUUUGUCGAGACCUGCUUGCUGUGUACCAGGAGGCGCACAAAGAAGGCGCCCGGCGUGAGGCUGUGCCGCUGCCUGGAAAUCCAAAAAGGUGCCUUUUGGCGGUGGAGCAGGUGCCUUUAAAAACCACUGGAAAACCAGGGAACACCUGUCCCCUCUGA